GUCAGUGCUAAAGUUGUUCGACGUCGAGGAUGGGGGAUAUGAUGUCCGGGUAUCUUAAACCAAGUGCUAAACGAAAGACACAGUCUCCUGAAUCACCAGGUAUCAUUUCAAUCAUUUCCGGUGUGUCAUUUUAGUUUCAUACAGCGUAUUGAUCAGUUUUUAUAUACUUUUUGUGGCCAUCCAUGGCUAGGGGUUCGGAUCAGACACUCAGGUAUUCAAGUUUUCGGGAACCGCGUUUUCUGUACUCUGGUAUAGGGUACCUUUUAGGCAUAUAUCUUGUCACAAUAUGGGUAUGAAUUAUUUCGUUUUUUAUGCAGUUUUGCUCUAUGGUGUACAGGCAUAAGUCUGUAUCUAUGUAUAUGAUAAUUAAGAGUAGGUAUCUUUAGUGAAAGUUUUAACUAUUUUGACAAGGGUACUGUACUUUCUCAUGCCUCAUGAGGAAAAAGUCAGGUCGAGAAGUUUCUCUCCACCCCCAUUCCCACUUCCCUGGCCAGGUCCGGGAAGUCCAUGAAAUGUCAUCCUGUAUGUUCAGUUAAAAUCACUCGAUCAUAACCUUCGGGGCAGUUGCAUUCUUUGAAGAACCAGGAAAAGCAGAACCGGCACAAUUCCGAUUCAGUGAGAUGCCAAUGCAGCAGAUUAAAAUGUUUAGGCUUACAGUAUUGCCGGGUUCGUACUCACAAAACCGUGCAGUGUGUAAAAGGCACAGUCUCCUGUAUACACCAUAUACGACAAUUUGAGUGACACUUGAUAUUGAAUUGUUCACUUUCUCAGACAUUACUUUGUCACAUAAUAGCAUACAAUAAUACCUGCCUAAUAUACAGGAGCAUUUGUGGUAAUCAACAAAACAUCCUUGAACUGAUUUGAAAAAAUGUACAUUAUUAAAGGCAUGUAAUGUAUCAGUGGAUUGGAAAAUCCAACAUUAGGGGGACAUGCACAGUUUGUAUUCAUCUCUCACCAUUAGGGUCAUGCUAAAUUACCUCCAUACGCAUGUCGGUCAAUCAGUUGGCUGGGUAGCUAGAUAAUAAAUUGUUAAUGAAUGAGGUUUUGUGAUAUCCAGAAUAAUCAAGGUCAAGGUAUGGGUUAUACUGAUCAACCUAGACUGAUAAAUAAAGGUUAACUUUUUUUAUAUUUUUACGGGUUUGCUUUUUUCUUUGCUUUGCCUGGAAGGCCACUGAAAAAAAUCUGAAUAAUGACUGUUAUGAGCAUAAUAAUUGUUGAGUGCAAAGCCGUAAUCAAAAAUCCGAAUCAAAAUGCAGAGUGAAUCAUCUAAUUGUUUUUGUAAUAAUUUACAAGUCUCUCAAAACUUGAUAACAUCAGACAGGAUGGUGUUUUUUUUUUGGUUUUGUUUACAACCACACAGUGUUUGGUGCAUGUACCUCCUUUACUCUCAAUCAAUCAUGGAAUAGGUAGCAAGAAGUUUAACCCAUCAGAUAAUGUGGCAUUCCAGAUAGAAUGCUUUUAGAUUUGUACUAAUGAAGAAUUUUGUUAUAUGUGUGGUUAGUUACUUGUGUCUGCCAUUUUAAACUUUUAAUCUCUUUUUCUAUUUGUCUUCUCUUAAUCAUCACCAAACAAGGUAGAUUAAGAAAAUGGAUAAAAGUUAGGGACUUACCCUGUGCAUACAUAUCCUUUAGAUGCAGAGGCUGAAGAAAGUGAAGAGAAGGCACCUUACAGUAAAUAUGAUGCUCUUCCCUUGAAUGAUAAGCGAAAACUUUACAAGUGUGGUAAAGACUUUGUCACUUUGGACAAGAUCCAAUCCUGGUCAGAAUCCAUAUCUGGAAAGCAAGGUAGUUAAAUUCAUUGGGUUACAAUCUAUGAACCCUCUACUCCUUCACAUCAGUAUGCAGAUUCUCUAUACUGUUCUCUAUACAUUUCCCUAGGUGCUAACAAGGAGAAUUUAUUUAACAAUCAAGAGCUUCUUUAGUUGGUGAUCAUUUCCUUUAUUCUCAUGACCUUAAUGUUUUAUUCAGGGGUGGUGUUGGAAAGAGAGGUUAGGUUUUAGUUACUCUCAGGGGCCAAAGGUCUGAAUUGUCAAAGUCAUCAUGGUGGUAAACAGUUAUAAAAGUGGAUUCCCACCUGGUAAUUACUUCAUUACCAAAAAUGUCUCUUUCAAGAACCCCAAAAUGUCUUUGGUGAGUUUACAUUAUAUACCAUAUUUGUUCUCAGAAAAUAGGCCUGAGGAACAAGCGUUUGAGGUGAACAAAACCCUAAAUGAAAAAAUUUCACUAUGGCAAGGUGAUAUAACCAAACUAGAGAUUGAUGCCAUCGUAAAUGCAGGUAAGGUUAUAUUAUUUUAUCAUAUAAAUUAUGGUGUUAAUCAAGGAUUUCCAGCUCUGAGAAAAGCCUUAACAUUACACAUGAAAAAAUAUUGUAUUUUUUCACUUGUGCUUGAUAUCAUAAAUCAGCUGCUGAAAAGUCACUUACCUUUUGUGCCACUCAUUCAGGUUGAUGAAUGUACAGUAAAGCCUUCACUAUCCACAAGCCAAGGUUGUUUGUUGGAGUUUUUUCGGAUUAUGGUUAUUAAAACACUGAAAAAUCCAUAUCACUUACAGAUAGUGACAUUAAAACUUUUUUAGAGGGGGAAGAAAACCGAUAUACAGAAAUAAAAACUGAAAGUUACAUAUUCAGUGACUUUGGUAAUGGCAUUUCUCACAGCUGAGAAAGAAAAUCGACAACUGGAAGAUUUGCCACAGGCUGAUUUCUUCUGUUGGUGAGGACCAAUUCAAUAACUGAGAAUUUUUUAUAUUGAAAAUUACACCCAUUGUUUGUUUUUGUAUUGUUUCAGCACAUUUUUUCAUCUUGAGCCUUAGCACAAAUGCACUUAAUGAUUUUUAUUCAGGGAUUGUCGAUUUUCAUUCAUUAAUUAAGUUGACUUAUCUUGCAAGUAAAGGGCUAUUGUGUUUAUAUGGUAAACAAAAUAAUACAUGGUUGCCUGUAGAUAUGAAAUUUCACUUCUUGUGUUCAACUCAACAUCUCACUCGUUCACUGUGCUCACUUCUGAGCUAUCAAGAUAAACACUUAAAGAGAAAUUCCUUAUCUACAUGUGCCCAUGUACUAUUCUCUAUAUAGUAAACUUUAAAAUUCUCCUACUCCAAAGAGUGAAUCUACUUCUUUUAGUAUUAUUGUUGUCACAUGAAUGAUUGUUAGAUGAGGCAAAGUCUGUACUCAGUUUCUAUUGGCCCACUUCGCUGGAGCUGAUCCUAGUUUCCUUGAACCAUGAAGCAACAAGGAGUAUUACUACUCCCCGUUGGAUGGGAUGUUAGUCCAUUGCAAAUUUAACACCCUCCCCCCUCUCUCCUCCCCACCCAUUUGUACCUCUGGGUACAAAUGGGUAAGAGAGGCACUGUGAGACGAGGUGUCUCACCCAAGAAUGCUACACAAUGACUCAGCCAGGUUUCCGACUCAGACUUCUCAACCCAGAGUCCAGUGCACUGAUCAUUAGGCCACUGGGUCUCCUGAUUGUUAUAUCCUUGGUCCAUAUAUGAUUUAGUGCCUGUUUCAUCAUGUAAAUAUGGUUUUUAUGCAUUAUUUUUAUGUGCAGUAUAGGAUACACAUUAUGCAAUACUGAGUAAUUAGGCUAAUGUUACUCUCUUGUAAUGCAGGGCAUAAUUUCAUUUUUUUUUUCUUUUUCAAUAGCAAACAACUCUCUUCUUGGUGGAGGUGGAGGUACUUAAAUGAAGAUGAUUUCUUAUCAAAAAAUGGGUUGCACAAUUAACAUUUUACAAUCCACUACAGAUGUACAAUUGGAUACAGUCCAUCAUCAUGAUGAUGAUGAACAGCAACAACCUUUCUUUUAAAAGAAAAAAAAAAACAUAAUUUAUAAGGAGCAGCCAACAGAUUGUCUAGUACAUAGGAAGCUCUUACUACCUACCACUGCUUAACUCUUUACAACCUAACAUUAGUAUCCUUAGUCUUGAUACUCUUCUCGUACAAUCAUAUGAAUACAUUUAAUAUACAUUAAUAUCUAUGUAUACAUUUAUACAUUUUCUAUGGCACUGACAAGAAGAAAAUUGCAUAACAAUCAAAGCUUUUAACAUUGGCAAUCAUAAUUCUUUUAAUCUCAUGAUCUUAAUGAACAAUUCAGCAGUGUUACUGUAAGGAGAAAUCACAUGCUGGUCACUCCUAGGAUUCAAAGGGUCAAAGAAAACAUUCCACACUGUUUGGAAAGCUAACGCUCCUCCCUUGAAGAGUCUUGUCUUUGGGAGAAACAAAGAGUAGCAGAGAGUGAGCCUGCAUGUAACUUUAAUUCAGUCUUCAAAGAUGUUUAUAUUUUAAAAUCGCCAACAUCUAUUCAUAACAGUUUUAGGUCGCUACUGACAGGAAUUAGUCAAAAAGUUGCCUUAACAGUUUUAAUAAAUGAAUUUGUAGAAUUAUUUCCAUGAGAAGACUUAUUUGGCCAGCCAGCCUCUGACUUUAGUUAAGUGCCUGAAGUCUAGCCCGAAAUUCUACACCCUGUAAGAUAUGGUGUGUUCAUUUGUUUUUCAGUUGAUGGCUGUAUCCAUCGUGCUGCUGGUUCAACUCUUCGAGAUGAAUGUGCAGGUCUCCAUGGCUGCCCUACUGGUGAUGCAAAAAUCUCAUCAGGUUAGUACACUGAGUGUUUCUUAAAGCUUGUUUAGUUACAUAGUUUAUACUAUCCACACAAGUACUGCUCACUACUGUGGCAUUACAUGCAUGUCAGGUGCAUGUUAUUUCCAGGCAUUACGAAUUUUUGCAACAAAUAAAGAAAAACCAUAACAAGAAAUAAGCAAAAAAUUUUUCUCAGUCACAUCCAAGAAGUGGCUAAAAAGGUCCUUUAAGAAACCCCUUGAUAAUAACUGUGGAGUUUAUAACAUGAGUUCUUUUUAAUGAUAUAGUUAUAUUCUUGAAGCCAAUAAAUAUUUUAAAUUGGAUAUUGUUGGGUUCAGGCACCCUAUUAUGAGUGCUGACUGCAACUUCUCCAUUGUAAUGUUGACAUAGAAAUUUUUAAAAGUCUUGAGUUGUGUUUCAAUAAUUAAAAUUAAAUUGAAUGGAUAGUGGCCCACUUAGUAGUGUCACCGCUAAAAGGAAUUUAUUUGUUUAAUAUUUCUUUCUGUAACAGGGCAUAAGUUGCCAGCAAAGUGUGAGUACCAUUCUGCUCAUAAUAACCCUUCUGUAUUAAAUACAUGUACACUGAUUUACUCUUUGCAUAACUGCAAAAAAGUAGUGUGCAAUAAGACAUAGAAAACUUUACAUGCCUGCCUUAUUGCCAUGAAUUCAAUUGAUAAUGGUAAUUGAACUGAGUGGAGUGCAAUUUGGGCGAAAUCAUAUGCGUGUUUUCAAAAUCGAAUGAGCAUGCAGCACAAGUUUGAUUUGUAAUUACAAGUAUGAUUUCAGACCAAAAUUGCACAACAGGAGGUUCAAUUACUACUUUAUUACAUCCAUUUUGAAACUGCCCAAAUACAGGACUUGGUCAGUUCAAAUUGAUGCAAUACUGAGCUGGUUUGAAAUUUAAUUCAUCCAUAUUUUGGGAGGAAAAAAUAAGAGUUUUGGAAACAAAAGUUGCAAAACUUACCACAUGAUAUUCUUUGUCUUUCAUUUUCCUGCAAUUUGAUCGGUUAAUUUAAACAAGCCUUGAAAUCUGAUUGUUUGUUUUGUUUUUAGUGAAGUUUCCUUAUUGGCUGGGAAAAAGAUGCAAUUUAAAGCAAAAAAUGGUGCAAUUUGCAAAUAAAUCGCACCAAUUAGAGCCAAUCAGAUCACAGGGACCACCAGUGAUUUCAAAAUGGGUGUAAUAAAGUCAAAAUCAAAAUAAUUAUCAAGCUUUUGAGGGUUUUGUUUUAGAAGUUUUUAUUCAACAAUCCCUUUGACCACAGCAUGUCAAGGAACCCAGCAAUGAAUCCGUCUGCAGAGUGAAGUCUCAGCUUUGACUGAUCAUUCCUUUGGGGAUUGAUUGCAGAUUAUAAAUAUUUUGGUCCUGACCUCUUCAGUGAAUACUCUUUGUGUCCUUUUUUCCUGAGUAUACAAUAGAAAAUAUAUAUAUUAUAUGUACUUAUGGGGCAACUAAUGUAACAAAAUCAAUUUUUUUCUUCAGACAAUUGUCCCAAUACUGAAAAAAAACCAAAUGAAUUCUCAUACUCCAAAUAAUUUAUUACCUCUUUGUUUUUAUUAUUUUCUACAGAUGUCAUUCAUACUGUUGGGCCAAUUGGUCAGCGAGAGAACCUUCUAAAAAGCUGUUACAGGAAGUGCUUACAACUUGUAAAAAAACAUGAGGUCAAAUCAGUGGUAAGGAAAUAUUCUACUGUACUGUAAAUCAAUUAUUUAGUAAUUAUUUUAUUAAAAUGAGUUUGCUAGGUAACCAAUCUCAUAUCCAACAAGCACAAAUGGAAUAAUUGUUUAAUUAAUUUUUAUUAAUCUUGAACAUUUGGACAUGUUGAGCCAUUUUUAACUCGUGAAUUGCGCGCAUGCGCAAGAGCGAGUUGUAGAUACGAUGUGGGGAAUUGCACUCGCUCGCUCGCUCGCUCGAUUGGUCGAUUCCUGUAAACAUUUUUUCGAUUUUAGGCUUUUGAGUGCAUUUGAUAGUUUUUGGCGAGCAAUAAACAAACGAAAUGGCGACCUUUGUUGCUAAGAAUAGUGGUGGGGUGACAAAGAAGCCAAUGAUAAUCUUAAAAUAAUUUUUUUUCGUUUUAGUUUCAACAAGCGGCGCAACAACCUUCGUUUUUCAUAAAAUUGUAAUUCACAAUCCUUGAACUUGAAAACAAUCCGAAGAUUCAUUGAAAAUAUCACUUACUGCGAAGCGCUCGGAGUUUACAGAUGUUCAAAAGCUUUUUCUGUUACGGCGUGAGAUUGAGGACAAAAUCGAUCAUUACGUUUCGUAUCAUGUGUUUUUCCUGUGAGAAACAACAGAAGAUGCCGGCGACUAACGGAAUUACAAGUUAACACGAAAAUCAAAUAACACCUAAACAAACAAUUUAAGCUACCGAUUUUCAGUGAAUUUUUAAAGAACAAAUUUCUUUUAAGUUUCAAGACAAUUUGAAGAUUCAAAAUACAUAUACGUACUAAAAUGCGAAAGUUAUACACUACAAAGUUGAUAAAUAGGCCUGAAAUGAAAUUCUAUCUUGUUAUUGAUUAUACGUUGCCUAGCACGUGACUAAAAUCUACCCAGGCGGAGAUCCAAAAUGACAGUGGCAGUCUUGGCUUAGUUAUAUCACUCAAAACUCGUUCCCGUUUGUCUCAUUUUAAAAAGAGGGAAUCGUUAAUGUUUUCAUUAAGAAAGUAUUGCCUUGAUUUUCUAAUAUUUCCAAUGAUAGACAGUAAAUUUCACUUUUCAUUCACAUUUACUUCCAACCUUUUCUUUUGAACCAGAAACAGAAAUGAUUUACGUUUAAAACACAUGACAUCAUCCACCUUGUCAAAUGCAAUAGCAUGGUCAUUUCAAUUGUAAUGCCUUCUUAUCCCAACGUUACUUUGUUUCUUUGCUACAUUAGCGAACACUGAACUACUGCUCGUACUCUAGAUAUGACAAUCAACCACAAAAUUCCCUAAAUCAGAUAACAUUAAACAUAAUCCAAAAAAAUCAUGUGUCAAUUCACGAGUUUGCUCACAGAGCACUUUGAUUCAGCUCUGCAACGGUUGGCACAAUGUAUUCCAUAUAUAUAAACAGAGUUGAGUGAACCAAUCAGAACACUAGGAAUGCCAUACUCAGAGUUGAAAAUUUAAUUACAAACUAUCUACUUUCCCCCUUUUUUUCUGUUCUACAUUAAAUGCAUCUUCUUUUUUUGCUGUUUUUAAGGCAUUUUGCUGUAUUUCAACUGGUAUAUAUGGUGAGUUGGUCCAAAGUGGUUGUUUUUAUGUCAUGAUAUCUUUCAACUUGUAGGAUAUAUAUGUUUGUCUAUUCACAAUAUGUCUUUAAGAGAAAGAUUUUUGUUUCUUGUAUCCAAUCUAUAAAAUAAAGUGCAAACAUUUUUUAAAGACAUCAUAGCAGUUUGAUUCAGCCGACCCUCAGAGCAGGUCGGACUGCAAGAUUAUGCAGGCUUUAGGGACCUGAAAAUGUCAGAAGCUUUUUACAGAAAAAAUGUUUGUACAAUAGUAAAAUUUGCGUCAAGAAGUCGUUGAUCUCCACCCAAAACUGCUUCAGAAAGACAUUUUUUUCAUCUUUAAAAACUGCAAGACAAACUGGUAUUACUUCUUUCAUAUCUUUGUGUAGCGAUAAAGCUUCUGUGUUACGAAAGAACUGGUAUUCUAGGGGAGGGGUUACUAACCCACAACUCUAACUUGUGAUGUGGUUUUCCCUUGCCUAAGUCCCCACUUUGUUGUUCUUUGGAUAUUUGUUUCACAGUUAUCCUUUCAGGUUUAACUCCAGAGCCCGGAUCGCAUGCAAAAUGAUUAAUUGAAAAUUCUUGGUUCUUGUACUACCAUGGUUUUUCUGAAAAAUGUAUUUUUGUAAUUAGUAAUUCUCUUUACUGGCUGCCACAUAAUUCCUCGUUAAGAAGGUAGCAGCAUUUGGUCUUACAUCAAGUUAAUACUCAUUAUUUUUGAUAAGCUUGUCCGUUCUCAUAACCUGUUAACAAGCUGGUACAUGUAUUGCAAGGAGAAUUUACUAGUCUGUUUGUAAGCGUACCCUCCCCUCUCCCCCCCCCAGGAGUAACGUUUUUUCUUGGAGGGGGAGGGUACGGCUACGCGUAGCCUAAGAAAUUACACGUUAACCGCCAGUUUACUGUUCUCCUUAUUUACGAUUUUUACAGGGUAUCCUAUCUACGACGCUUCCUGUGUAGCACUAGAAACUGUCCGCACGUGGCUUGAGGAAGACGCUAAUGAUGGAAAAAUAAAUGCUGACCUGGUAAUAUGGGAUAGAGAAAGAUGUUUUUCCUUAUGUCUCGAGCGUGAAAGAAUCGUCCUUGUUGUAUUUUUCUUGUUGUAUUUACUGGCCGGGUCAUUGUCCUGCGAGGGGGUUACCUUGCGAUGGUUUGGCAUCCCAUCUAGGGAAGAGAAGUAAUACACCUAAUCGCUUCAUGCAAUGGAAACCAGAUUAGCCCUAGCUGCAUGGGCCAUUUGGCCUCGAUGCAGGCAUACUGACACUUUCGACGCCGCUGAUCUAGCGGUGUGCAGGACGCGUGUUACAUAAGAAAGUUCGUAAUAGCCUAGCUCACCACACAGUCUUUAUGCUGAGUAGUAGAACAUUGGAGAACAGAAUCCGAAGAUCUGGAGUUAGAUUCCUUAGGGAUACUCAUAGUUCUUUCCGCUUGGUCCCCACGCGCAAAACAAGGCCAAAAAAAUCUCCCUCUUCUUCACGAGUACAUAAGUAACCCCACUUUUUUCAUUACUGACUCCACUUCCUUGUCUGUUUUUCUCUUUCUUAUGCUCUUUUCCAUUUCAUGAACAGUUGAAUUUUUUAGAGAUACUUUCUUAGUUUUAUAUGUCGCCCAAAAUACAUUUUCGAAAUAAUAAACGAUAUACAGGUUUAUUUUAUUUACUUAUCAAGAUCAUUUUUAUUCCAUCAAUUGCAGGUGGAUCGAAUUAUCUUCUGUGUUUUUCUGGCUGGGGACUUGGACGUCUAUAAAUUCCUUUUGCCAAGAUACUUUCCUUUAGAGGUCAAGCAUGAUCAGAUAGGGGACGGCCAGGAGGGGAAAAGUGAUGAAAAAGAAAUAGGAAAACAACGUGAGCAAUCUUCGCCAGAGGAUGAAGAUACUGAAGAGAUGGAAGGUACAGACGACAAUGAAAGCAAAGACGACAAGGAAAGCAAAGACGAAAAGGAAAGCAAAGACGACAAGGAAAGCAAAGACGAAAAGGAAAGCAAAGACGACAAGGAAAGUAAAGACGACAAGGAAAGCAAAGACCACAAGGAAAGUAAAGACCACAAGGAAAGCAAAGACCACAAAGAAAGCAGAGAUCAAGAGAGCGGUGGCGUAGAAGAUGUUGCUGAGAAAGGGGUAGGAAACGAAGAUGAAAAUGAGGAAGAGUUGGCAAGUGGUGAGCAGCAAAGUGACAGCAACGAAGAGAAAAACGGAGAGAAAAAGGAAGAUAAAAAAGAUGUGGGCACGAUAAGUGAGAAGGUCGAAGAGGGAGCGUUUGAAGAAAAUCGUAACACCGAGAGAGAACCCAAAGGUUUGUGGUGACAGUCUUGUUUGCUUUACGCCGCCGUAAAGAGUUUCUAAAUUGACGUUACAAACUGGUAAGGGGUUAACGUUCGAAACGUUCGCUUAGACACCCUCUACAGUGUCAACAAUUUACAUUAUUAACCCAGCUGAUAAGACCAGGUGAUCUUAUGUUACCCCCGACCGACGUACCACCACAGUUUUUCUAGAAACUAAUCCCCGUGAUUCAUUCAUUGUUUGUUUUAGUUUAGAUGAUAUCUCUACGUUAUCUAUCUGUUAUCACACUUUGCCAAAAAGACAUUUGUCUUACCUUUUCUGUGGAGAAAGAGUUAGAAAUUUUAAAGUCGCUUUUGCUGUUACCGUAACGUCAUUCGUAAAAUCUCUAAUACUGUCCAAACAAUGCUCCGUGUUUACGUUACCCUGGCGUUAUACCAUCACUGGACUGGUAUUAUUGUUGUUAACUACAUUGUUUGAGGUGGAAGGGGAAGGCCAGUAAACACAUCUUUGCAUUGAAAAAGAUAUCUUCGAGGGGAGAAUUUCCCCCCCCCCCUUAUUCAGGGAAGGUUUCUAUAACUGUCCGAAGGAUUUUUGAACGCCAUUGUAGAAUACGCUAAGCCACAUUGAAAACCGGUUUGAAUAUCGCUAUCUCUUGUCACAAACUUAGUAUUGCCUCUUACACAGAUAUCUCUACUGACGCGAAGGAACCACAAGAAACUCUGGAAUCACAAGAUGAGCCUAUGAGUGUCGAUAGCGAGAAGAGGGACCAAAAUCGUCCGCCAGAUGGUCAGGACUCAGAAACAAAAAUGGACGAGGAGCUAACUGAAAGCACUAAAGGACAGGAUGGUAAAUCCUCGUGUGCGUCCUGUACAAUAUAAGAAAGAGAUAGUGUAGGAUGAAAAAUAACGUUAUAGAGGAAAACGACAAAUUUAGAACCUAGAUAUAUGAACAUUAUGAUUCGUAUCAGGGCUCUUUCAUACAAGCUGUUCACCAAGUGAUCUCUAUAUUAAGGCUCGAGGUGUAGGUCGAUCAUUGUCAUCUGCUUUGAGGGGAAAUUUCUGCCCAGUUAUUCGUCACGUAAGAAUUUCCUUUAAACGGGCUGUAGUGUUCGGAGGAGAAAUCUCAUUCUCGUUUACCAAGAAACGCAGGAGGGUUUUGGGGUUACUUUCGAUGGACUGGCAUCCCAUCCAGGAGACGGAACAAUGUUCUUAGUCACUUUAGACGGAGACAGAAUAAGCUGCCGUUGGUUGGACCACUUAUAUGGUGUGCAUACUUUACUUGUGACAGGGUAGGCCUAGAUACAAAAAUCCCGAAAAAUGGCUGAAAAAUCUAACUGGAAAUUUCCCAAAGAAAUGCCUAUAAAUCUUAUUUUGUCUUUUCAAAUCUCGAAAUUUCCUCUAAAAAUCCCGAUGUAUUUCCAUUUUUUUUUUCAAAAAUAAUUAGUUAAUUUGCAUAUAUUGCGAGAUUCCGAGAUGUGUGGAAGCUCCUUCAAACUGAUUUAAAGUGUUCAUUUAUUUACUAGACAAUAGAAGUGGUUCGUCAGCUUCGUCGCGUUACAUAUUUCGGUCUCUUUCAAACAAACAAUGACGACAAAAAAUGUUGACAUUUUUGUUUUGAAACAGUGGAAGAAGAACCAAGUAAAUAUGUUUUUAUGCUGUCGAUAAUUUGUUUUACAUUAUCGUCUAAAAUGCCCUAAAAGUCCAAAACUCCUCAACUUUUCUAAAAAUCCCGUUUGACUCUAAAAAUCUUAAAAAACAACCGAUUUUUGUAUCGAGCCCUAUAAUUGAGCCAGCCCGAUUGCGUCCAUGAACACAACGUGUUCUUUUAACCCUUUAACUCCCAUAAGUGACCUAGACAGAAUUUCUUUUUACAAUAUCAAUACAAUAUCAACUAGAUAAUCGAUGAGAACAAAGAAAAAUAUCAAUUUGGGGAUAAUCAAUUGAUCCAAUACUAAAUUCUCCGAACUAACAUUAUAAGAAUUGUAUGGUUGACAGUAAGGAGAAUUACAAAUUUGAGUUGGGAGUUAAAGAGUUAAGAGAUCGACGAGGAAAAGUUUGUGAUUUGCAAUCUGUUGUCA
Messenger RNA from Pocillopora meandrina, 12117 nucleotides. Lineage: Eukaryota; Metazoa; Cnidaria; Anthozoa; Scleractinia; Pocilloporidae. The record is from the annotation of a GenBank genome assembly.